Sebastes umbrosus (honeycomb rockfish) is the source of this 2542-nucleotide messenger RNA. Its product is annotated as potassium channel subfamily K member 16-like. Gene Ontology annotation, molecular function: potassium ion leak channel activity. The transcript is spliced from 5 exons. The coding region runs from base 535 to 1407 and encodes 290 amino acids. Gene Ontology annotation, cellular component: membrane. The record is from RefSeq and is a predicted model, not a curated record. Gene Ontology annotation, biological process: stabilization of membrane potential; potassium ion transmembrane transport. Lineage: Eukaryota; Metazoa; Chordata; Actinopteri; Perciformes; Sebastidae.
CGACAGCAAUCAGGUCAAACAUUAACUUUUGUUCUGCUGACGAGAUGCUGCCACCGCUUCCUUAUUAGUGGAAACAGUUGAAAGUGUAUAUGUGUGUCCAGAUGUCGCACUAAUGGAGAAGAGGCGUUUGAUCGUUACCCGAGCAACCCAUAAAUCACAGCCCAGACAUCUACGGAACUCUGACCAAUCAGAGUGAGAGCACUGAGUCGAGAUGUUCGGAGGGUCAUCCAUUUAGAGCUGUCGCCCCAAGAUACCAAACAUCAACCGUUUCUCGAUGUCGCUGUGAUUUAAAACUGGCUGUAAGAGAACUCAUUUACUUUGAAUACAUUUUUGUCUCAUUUUUGACAAUUUCCUUUACGCUCUUUUGGAGAAGAAUCUCACAAUCUGCAAUAAUGGAAGCUGUCUUUGGGGAGCUAUUCAUGAGAUUUGCGUGUUCCAUCAAGACUUUGAUUGUUAGUCCUUUCUGAAGUGAUUAACCUCUUCUCUGAGUUUGAGCAUCAGUGUUUGGGUCCAUUCCGGCGCUGGAGGAGGUUGAUGGCGAGUUUCCAGUUGAUGCGGGUCAAAGUGAGCUGGACGGCACUUUUGACCGUGGCCCACUUCACAUACCUGCUGGUCGGGGCCACCAUCUUCCAGGUACUGGAGCGGGAGGCUGAGAGCAACAACCGGAACCACUUCCAGCUGGAGAAGUUGCACUUCUUGGCUAAUUACACCUGCCUGGACGGACCGGCCUUGGAGAAGUUUGUUCAGGUGAUUUUGGAUGCCUGGGAAAAGGGAGUGAAUCCCUCAGGCAACUCAACCAACCCCAGCAACUGGGAUUUCAGUAGCUCCUUCUUUUUUGCAGGCACAGUAGUCACAACUAUAGGCUACGGUAAUCUCUCCCCCAGCACUGUAUCUGGUCAGGUGUUUUGUGUGUUUUACGCCCUGUGUGGAAUCCCACUGAACCUGGCCUUCCUCAAACAGCUGGGGAAGUGCCUCACCAUCCACCUGGGUCGACUGGAGAGGGGGAUGGUCUCGGUUGUUCCACACAAGCAAACAGUCGAGCCUCUGGCAGUGAGCUUGUUCUUCAUCACGGGCAGCCUGCUGUUUUUGGUCAUCCCUCCUCUGGUGUUCAGUUACGUGGAAAGCUGGACGUUCGGCGAGGGCUUCUAUUUCGCCUUCAUUACCCUCAGCACCAUUGGUUUUGGAGAUUAUGUGGUGGGGACCGACCCGGGCAAGGAGUACAUCUCUCUGUACCGCAGCCUCGCCGGCAUAUGGAUCAUCUUUGCCUUGGCUUGGCUUGCUCUCAUCCUCAACAUGGGAGCCAGAGUAAUGGAGCAUGCGAUCGGCCUGACUCAUCCAGGCUUUAAGAAACAGGAGGAGGAAGAGGACGCAUCAUCCAGUAAACUAGAAGACGUGUCAAAGAUCUGACAGUGGACUGUAGAUGGGAAGUUUUACAUGUUCUAUAUUGUCUUCUGCAUGUAAUAUUCACUUGGUAGAAUUCGAGUGCAGUUUCCUGUACAUAUGAUGGUACAUGGUACAGUAAGAAAACGGAUGUAGCAGCUAUUAGCAAAAUCUGUUUUUGUAAGAUAUAUGCCCCAGCAUAUUUAUUCCUUCUUUAAAUGCUUUACGUUUCACCUUGAGAGAAUUGUUUGAAUAUAUUAUGCAAAUAAGCUGGAAAAACAUUACAGGUUUUUGUUUGACAAUUCUACCUCAACCAAGCCAAGGAGUCAGUACUGUACAGUAGAUCAGAGCCCGUAUUUAUCAAACUUCUAAGAAUUACACUUGAGAACACAUUUAGAAACUCCUACUGACAAUGUAGUAUAGUAUAUAGUAUACUGUAGUAUAUAGUAUUCGGGACAACUGCUCGUAAUUUGGGAUUGGAAAAUUAGACUAAACCCGAGAUUUGAUUAGUUAUAGCCUAAUGAAACAUUAAAUACUGAUCGUUGUGAAACAUUAUUUUGGUGUUGCCCACAGACGGGCGUUGUUAUGUUCGUAGCUCACGUGAAUUUUGGCUGUUGUAGGUUUUUUAGCCAUGUGCAGUAGUGCUUCGAAUUGAUAAAUAACUAUGCAUAGCGACGACGCAUAGCUAUGCCGUUGUUGAAUUAAAACAUUUAUGGAAGGAAAUUAAUCCAUCCAUCGGUGUCCCAGGACCUGGUGAACAUCCAGCCAAAACAUUACUGGAGGUACUGGGAGGAGUGGGAGGGGAAAUAACCAAUGUAUCACCGCUGCCUUACGACAUCCAAACAAAGUGUUACAGAGCUACAGGAAUGAGUCCUAAAACCCGUAAAUGAGUUAGCAUUUCUGGCACUUCCGGUUCCCUCAUCUGGAAGUCAAUGGGUUUAUUGAAUGGGUUUUUAGUUAGAUGCCUGAAAUAAUGUCUGUGGUUAACACAAGCUGAAGAGAUUUUAACGUUUUGUUCUACGACAUAAAAUACGUUAAUAAGUAACCCGCUUCUGAAUUUUGAAGCCUUUGUAUCUAAAAAAGGCGGUCGCUAACAAGUGGUUAAAUGAAACUACUAAACGUCAUCAUGCCGACUCGUCCGCCUUUACAGCCUCGUUGUGUA